Molecule: messenger RNA, 1529 nt
Organism: Rhincodon typus (whale shark)
Lineage: Eukaryota; Metazoa; Chordata; Chondrichthyes; Orectolobiformes; Rhincodontidae
Gene: cdca8
Product: cell division cycle associated 8
Exons: 12
Coding region: 241-1083 (280 amino acids)
Biological process (GO): mitotic sister chromatid segregation
Cellular component (GO): chromosome, centromeric region; chromosome passenger complex; spindle midzone
Source: RefSeq, a predicted model, not a curated record
CAGGGCGCGGAGAGCUUGGAGCUGGAGAGGGAUCUGACCGCCUGACUGACUGAGAGUGAGAGUUCGGGUGAAUAUAAGCCCAAUCUACUCGACCACAGCUUGUAUGGGCUGAAGUCUUUGGUGGAACCACUGGGCUCAGAAAAAGAACAGAAUGCCAUGACCUUGUAAAGCUAGUUCCUAUCUGAGUUGCUGGAUAAACAACAGAGUGACACUCCUAAUCUACAUCAGGGAAAGGAAACAAUGCCUUCAAGAAGGAAAGCAACUGGUCGCAAAAAGAAUGCCCUGGAAUUAAAGAAAUAUGAAAAGCUUCAAGCCUUCCUGAAGGAUUUUGACAUUGAAGUUGAACGCCGGAAGAGGGAGAUGGAAAAAGCAAUGAACAAUCUUCUCAUCACAGUAGAUGCCUAUUACAGUCGUGCAAUUAUGAAACUCCCACUGGCUGUUAGACAAAUGGAUUUCCUUGACUACCUUGCCAUGGGUGGAAGCGCAAAGGCCGUGGCUGAAGUUGAACAGAAACGAAUUGAUGCUGCCUGUUUGGAAAUUGAAGCCAUAGAAUCUGAAAUCUUGAAAGAUGCUGCACUGUUAAAGAUAACUAAGAAACGUAAAAUCAAGGCAAGGAAUGAUGGUGAUGGAGUUGUAAGUGAGGAUGAAAAUCUUGCUCCUUCGACCAAAAUGUUCCGAAAGAGUAAAAAAACUGUAACCCUGUCAGUUAAAAGUAGGCCUCCAUCAGCAUGUGCCACAAGUACUCGGACUAGAAGGAACAGCCGAACGAAGGGCCUACAUUCUACAAGCAACAGUGAUAUAUGGGGACCCACACCACUGAUAACACCUAAAUUUGAUUCAAGACUGCCAAAGACGACAACGCGCUUACGAAAAGUGGGGGAGCGUGUAUAUAGUUUUUCUGGAAGCCCACUGGCUGAACCCAAAGAAAUGACCAUCAAUAUUCCAACUCAGGAUGGACAGAAUAUUCAACUUCUGGCCAGCAAAAUAAACAAUACAGAUUUUACUCAACUGGAUGACAGGACAUUUAAAAGUUUUGAGCAACUAUCUCGUCAGCUCAAUGAAAUAUUGAAGACACGAAGAUGAAAGCUCGGGUGCCAGCCUUUCUUACUGGUUUUAAGUAGUAUACCAUUUACAUUGUACUUGGAUAGUGAUUAAAGCUCUUUUUUUUUUUUGUUAAAACUGUAUUUGUUAAUAAAUACUCCUUUUUUAUAUAAUCAGAAACUGCCCACUACUGGUUCCACUACUGUGCAAAGAAACUGUUUUUGUGUCUCUGAAUUUCAAGCCAUAUCUAUGUUCUGGCUGGUUCAUGUGUUCACUAUGGUGCAAAGCUUUGUCUAAAUUCACAACAAUUAAGGAUUCAAUAUAUAUUAUUCUAAAUGCCAGAAUUCAUUGUCCAUGCCUCAUUUAGAAAGAUGAUUGUGGGAAUUUUCCCAAACCACCAAUCCAAGCAGUGAAGGUACUUAGUAGUUUGAUCUUUUUUGCUUUCUUUCUAGGCCACUUUUCUGAACAGUUUAGAAUAUGCUGCACUU